AUGUAUGCAUUUGGCUUAGAAGAAUGUGAACAAUAUGAUGAAGCGGAAAAAUAUGCUAAAAAGGGUCUUGAAUUAAAUAGACAUGAUGCUUGGUCAACACAUGCUUUAGCACAUUGUAUGGAAAUGAAUGGACAUGCACAAGAAGGCAUUCGUUUUAUGGAAUCAACUGAAAUGGAUUGGAAUGUAAGCGUAAUAAAAUUGAAAAAUAGCAAUUAA
Messenger RNA from Loa loa (African eye worm), 216 nucleotides. RefSeq lists its product as hypothetical. NCBI's taxonomy places the organism in Eukaryota, Metazoa, Nematoda, Chromadorea, Rhabditida, Onchocercidae. Gene Ontology annotation, molecular function: protein binding. The transcript has 2 exons. The coding region runs from base 1 to 216 and encodes 71 amino acids. The record is from RefSeq and is a predicted model, not a curated record.